AUGUCCUCCAACCAACAACAACAACAACAGCAGCAGCAGCAACAACCCCGUGUCAUCAUGGACGCGCACCUGCGUCGUCCGGGCCCCGCCGCACGUCAACAGCUGCCUCCCGCCGGUGCGGUGAGGGAUAUUCGGCAGACGAAGGAGUAUAAAGCUGCUGCGAGACGAUGGCUGUCCACGAUCGUGGCGUUGCCGAUCCUGAUGUAUACGUCUUGGAUGCUUUAUGAGAGGACGUAUGGGGAUAAAAAGCCAAAGAGGUUUGUUGGGAGGGGAGAAAGGGAGGGUGGGAAUGAGAAUUAACCAGAUGGAGAAUGUAUGUAUAUGUACUGUUUGUAUAUUAGUACUUUCUUUUUACUUACUUGACCCUGUUUUGUUUACUUUAUUUACUUCGCUUUACUUUAUGUCUACAGUUCUACAGUUCUACAAUUCCAGAAUGUCUGGAAAGAAGGAAGGAU
Molecule: messenger RNA, 455 nt
Organism: Aspergillus heteromorphus CBS 117.55
Lineage: Eukaryota; Fungi; Ascomycota; Eurotiomycetes; Eurotiales; Aspergillaceae
Exons: 3
Coding region: 1-300 (99 amino acids)
Source: RefSeq, a predicted model, not a curated record